AUGGUUGGGUUGACAUCAGCAGCCGGUGUGGUGGGGUUCUUAUCCGAGCCAGAUGCUGAGCUUCAGAUCUUCGCACUGAGGAAAUUGAACGAAGAGAUCGACUCACUAUGGACAGAAGUCGUUGGAUCCGUGGGCGAGGUCGAGGCUUUAUACGAGGAUCCUCAGUUUCCAGAGCGGGAACUGGCCGCUCUCGUCGCGGCGAAAGUCUACUACAACCUCCAGGAAUAUAAUGAGAGCAUGGUAUUUGCCCUCGGUGCCGGCAAGCUAUUCAACCUGGACCACGAGGGUGAAUUCGAGGAUACUAUCAUAUCUAAAUGCGUGGAUACCUACAUCGCUCUCUCUGAUACAGCUCUCACAAGCGAUGUAAAUCAGCCAACUCAGCUCAACACCGCCUUUCCUUCGACAGUAAAUGGAGCCACAAGUACAUCAGCAAGUCUCGCUUCCCCUACGAUGCCAUUCUCACACGCAACCCUCCCGUCGAAGUCCCUACUUUCACGCCAAGACAGUACAAAUACGUUCGAUCCGGCGGGUGCCCCCGCCCCCACGACCGCUCUACCUCCGUCACUCGCACAGCAACGAGGGAUCCAGAAACCUUUACAAGCGGUAAUAGACCAGUUGUUCGAGCGAUGUUUCCGGGACAGGCGUUAUCGCCAAGUGGUAGGAAUCGCGGUAGAAGCACGCAAGUUCGAUGUCAUUCGACGGGCUAUACUCCGUGCGAGCGACGAUGAGAAGGGCAACAAGCCGGCCAAGGAUGGCAUUGGACAAGUUGACGAGCUGCUGGAGUACCUACUGGGUAUCUGUAUGGACGUAGUCCAGGAGCGCGGAUUGCGCCAGGAGCUACUGCGUCUCAUCCUCGGUCUACUGCGGGAUGUUCCCUCUCCAGAUGUCUUUUCGAUAGCAAAAUGCAUUGUUUAUCUGAAUGAGCAUUUGAUGGCAUCGAAGCUACUGGCAGAUUUGGUUGAGACUGGCGGGCCACGCCGCCUAGCCGAAGCCUACCAAAUUGCCUUCGACCUGUACGACAACAGCUCUCAAGAAUUUUUGAAGAAAGUUAGGGAAGGCCUUCCGAAGAGCCCAGAGCCCACAGCCGCUCAGACUACUGAUGGCGUAGAUAAGAUGGAUGAAGACAAAGUCGAUGAUGCUCAAGAGACUGACAAGCUCUUGUCGGAGUCGGACAGCAAUGCUGCUGCUCCGAGUUCUUCGCUGGAUAAUUCUGUGGAAAAGCCCCAGCCAAUCAGUCCAGAGGCGGAGAAAGCAUUUGACUCGAUACGGGAGAUCCUAUCAGGGACCAAAACCAUUCAAUUGAACCUCGAAUUCCUCUACCGAAACAAUCAUGCCGAUGUUGCCAUACUCAACAAGCUCAAAGAUAGUCUGGAAGCACGGAACUCGAUUUUCCAUACCGCAGUUACAUUGUCAUGUGGGUUCAUGAACGCCGGCACUAUGAAUGCCAACUUCUUCCGCGACAAUCUGGACUGGCUCGGUAAAGCGGUCAACUGGUCAAAAUUCACCGCCACUGCUGCCCUUGGAGUUAUACAUCGCGGUGAUCUUGGCAAUGGGCAGACACUCUUGAAGCCAUACCUGCCAAAGGAUACUGUCGAGGGUGCAAACACUGGCUCUGUCUACAGUCAGGGAGGUUCACUUUAUGCCAUGGGUCUCAUCUACGCUAACCACGAGACGUUUGCGUUGGAACUUAUCCGUGACCAUUUCAAGAAGGCCACGGAGGAAGUCGUGCAACAUGGUGGUGCCCUAGGCUUAGGCGUUGCUGGCAUGGCUACUGGCGAUGAGGGCAUCUACGAUGACCUCAAAGGUGUCCUCUACACGGACUCAGCUCUGAACGGUGAGGCUGUAGGCAUCGCAAUGGGCUUGAUAAUGCUGGGGACUGGCAACAUUAAGGCCCUCGAGGAUAUGAUCCAAUACGCUCAUGAUACACAACACGAGAAGAUCGUCCGUGGCCUCGGUCUUGGAAUGGCACUCAUAAUGUACGGCCGGCAAGAGGGAGCAGAUGAAUUGGUGAAUGGCCUUUUGGAUGACCCUGAUCCAAUUCUCCGAUACGGAGGCAUCCAGACCCUCGCGCUUGCUUAUUGCGGCACUGGCAGCAACAAGGCUGUUCGCAAGCUGCUUCAUGUGGCCGUCAGCGAUGUUAGUGAUGACGUAAGGAGAUACGCCGUUAUGAGUCUCGGCUUCAUCCUCUUCAGAAAGCCUAAGAGUGUACCGCGUAUGGUCGAGCUACUGUCAGAGUCGUACAACCCACACGUCCGAUACGGCGCAGCAAUGGCACUGGGUAUAUCUUGUGCAGGUACUGGUCUGGACGAAGCCAUCGACCUUCUGGAGCCAAUGAUCAAGGACCCAACUGACUUCGUGCGUCAAGGAGCACUCAUUGCCCUUUCCAUGAUCAUGGUACAGCAAAACGAGGCCAUGAACCCGAAGGUUGGCACUAUUCGAAAGACACUGCAAAAAGCCAUCGGCGACCGGCAUGAAGAUGCCAUGACCAAGUUUGGCAGUGCCAUCUCUUUGGGUAUCAUCGAUGCUGGUGGCCGCAACUGCACGAUAAGCCUCCAGACCCAGACGGGUAACUUGAACAUGGCUGGUAUUGUCGGAAUGGCAGUGUUCACUCAAUACUGGUACUGGUUUCCUCUAACACACUUCCUGUCCCUGAGCUUCACUCCGACGUCAGUCAUUGGUCUUGACCAGGACCUUGAGGUUCCCAGCUUCAAGUUUCACAGCGCGACUCGACCUAGUCUGUUCGACUAUCCUCCAGAGCAAGAAGCCAAGACGGAGGAUGCUCCGGAGAAAGUCAAGACCGCCGUGCUCUCGACAACUGCCCAAGCGAAGCGUAGAGCGCAGAGAAAAGAAAAGCAGCAGAGACGCGAGAGCAUGGACAUCGACCAGACGCCCACCGCGCCAAAGGCAGACGCUAGGGACAAGAUGGACACUGACGAGCCCGCUGUCAAGACCGAGGGUGACGGCGAGAAGAAAGAUGAAGAAGAAGCCAAAGAAUCGGAUAAGCCUGAAGGCUUGAAGAAGAAAAUGGAGAAAGAAAAAGUGGGCUUCGGUCUCGAAAACAUGUCGCGAGUACUACCGGCACAGCUCAAAUUCGUCAGCUUCCCAGAUGAACGCUACGAGCCCGUUAAGAAGCCCACCGGGGGCGUGAUACUGCUGACCGACACCAAGCCUUCAGAGUCAAAGACGCUCUUGGAGAUGAAGAAAGCCAAAAAGCCCGCUCAGUCCGCUGUCCUACCAGGUUCAUUACAAGAUCAUGUUGAAGCUGCGAUGGCUCAAGGGGAGGCGACUAGGGAGGCUACUAGGGAGGCAAGCGGUGCAGCCGAGGCAGCUGGGGUUUUGACCGCGCUUGAUGAGGGUGGUGAAGGGGAAGAGGACGCAGAGGUGCCGCAUGAAUUCGAAUAUCACUCUGACAACGAGUGA
Letharia columbiana is the source of this 3420-nucleotide messenger RNA. RefSeq lists its product as uncharacterized. The transcript is spliced from 2 exons. Gene Ontology annotation, cellular component: proteasome storage granule; proteasome regulatory particle, base subcomplex; proteasome complex. Gene Ontology annotation, biological process: proteasome-mediated ubiquitin-dependent protein catabolic process; regulation of protein catabolic process. NCBI's taxonomy places the organism in Eukaryota, Fungi, Ascomycota, Lecanoromycetes, Lecanorales, Parmeliaceae. Gene Ontology annotation, molecular function: enzyme regulator activity. The record is from RefSeq and is a predicted model, not a curated record. The coding region runs from base 1 to 3420 and encodes 1139 amino acids.